AUGAGCGAAGAAGAAUCAAUUUUAAGCGUAGAGGUGUUUUUCUGCCUUAUACUCGUGACUCUAUUUAUGCACCUUACAGUAUAUUUGAACAUAUGAAAAGUAGCCGCUAUUUAGGUUCGAUAUAUCCAUGAAUCAGGAAUCAUAAUCAUUAUUGGAAUCAUCAUAGGAAUAAUAUUAUAUUUCGUAUUCUUUAUAUAGGCCUGGGAAGAACCUGCCAAGUUUGAUGCUUCAAUCUUUUUCAAUUUUAUGCUUCCCUUCAUCAUCCUCUCCUACGGCUUCAACCUCAAAAGACGAAGAAUUUUCAGAAACAUCUCACAAAUCAUCCUCUACGGCGUCAUAGGAACAAUCCUCAACUUUGUGCUCAUCUCAUGAUUCUCUAAUCUUCUCAGCAACUGGGGAGCAAUGUAUACAGAUGGAGGCAAAACUGAGUACAUCUCCUUCGAAGAAAGCUUAUAUUUAGGCGCUGUCUUGUCUGCAUCUGAUGCAAUUUGCGUGCUAAGUCUAGUCCAAGAGAACAAAACCCCACAGUUGCACUCUUUAGUCUUCGGUGAGCAUAUAGUGAACGAUGCUAUUGCCAUUUUGCUUGUGAGAUCAGUAAAAGAAGCUGGUUUCCAGACUUGGACUGCAGGGAACUUUUUCUCCUUUGUAGGGAUCUUUUGCAUAGAAACUUUCCUUGGGGUGAUUUUUGGGAUUGCUUUUGGAAUUUUCUGCUCAUUUGCUACUAGGUACUUGUGGGAGCUGAGGGAGGAAGAAAGUAAGCAGCUAGCGCUUAUGUUUUAUAUUGCCUGGCUUGGAUAUGUAAUCGCUGAAAUGUGCCAAGUAUCUGGUGUCAUUACAAUUUUGAUCUGCGGGAUCUUUUCUAACCAUUAUGCCUGGUACAACUUGACAUCCCAUGCAAGAAUUGUUGUAUCUAAUAGCUUUAAAUUUUUCGGGGACGGGGCGACUGCUACAGUUUUCGCUUAUUUAGGCCUUACUUCAGUUACCUAUACGAACCAAGAUAUUUCUUAUUCUUAUAUCCUUUGUAUGGUUUUUUCACUGAUGUUUGCUAGAUUUAUCACGACGUUUGGGCUCAGCUACUUCGCACGCCGACACACAAAGAAUUUUUCGCUUAAUAACCGUUCGUUAUCACUCUUUUGGAUAGGAGGUGCCAUUAGAGGAGCGAUUGCGUUUGCCUUGAUUUUGACUGUAGGCAAAGAUGAGACUGGAAGCGAAGAUGAUAAAAACAUUUUACAUGUAACAGUGCUAGGGAUUGUUAUUGUGACUACACUGGUAAUUGGGAGCAUUCUGCCGAUCUGGGUGAAGAUCAUUAAGCCUGAAGAAGAAACAUCUAAGGUGGUAGAUGAAGAUGAUGUCAGGAGAACUUUGCUGGCAGUUAAAAGGGAUAACUUUGUCGUUACACAAGAGGAUUUAGCGAAGCCAAAGUCUUGGCUGCAUAGGAAAUGGGUAGAAAUUGAUGACAAGCACUUAAAACCAAGACUUAUUCAUCCACAUGCUUUGGAAGAGCAACUUAAAGCUCAACAAAAAUUGGAAGAAAAAUUAAAAGAAGAAAAUGCAGAUGUCUAUCAAAUAGCGAGAGAAAUUGCAGAAGAAGGGAAAGAAGAAGAAAAAACAGAUCUAUUAGGAGACCUAAGAAAAAGUGAUGAUAGAUAA
This is a messenger RNA of Blepharisma stoltei, 1650 nucleotides long. The record is from the annotation of a GenBank genome assembly. NCBI's taxonomy places the organism in Eukaryota, Ciliophora, Heterotrichea, Heterotrichida, Blepharismidae.